GCCGCUGCCAGUUUUCACCUCCCUGCGCGGGGGGUCCUGCUCUGCCCGGCCGCGGAGGCGCCUGAUUGGCCAAGCCCGGGACGCUGUCGCCUAGCGGGGCUCCGCCCAGACGCUGGACAUGGCUGACUGACUGCUAAGAGACAGCGUGGGCCAGACAUGACCUCCGCUCUCAAGGCCCUGCCCAACAUCCACAGAGCCUGCAUGAUCCCAGCCUAUCGGGGACAAGUAUCUCACCCGCGCAGUAUGUCUCUCUGGGAGCACGGGCUGCACCUCUUCCGCAGCGCCGUGGGUGUCGUCCUGCCGGCCCCCAUGCUGAGAAGGGCCCUGGUGCUCAAAACAGAUGGCUGCCCCAGGCUGGUCGUGAGGGACCGGGUUUUCCCUGUGAGGAGGAACCUGUAUCUGGUGGGCUUCGGGAAGGCUGUGCUGGGAAUGGCAGCCGAGGCAGAGGAGAUCCUCGGGGACCACCUAAUUCAGGGGGUUGUCAGCGUCCCCCAUGGCAUUCGGGCAUGCCUGCAGCAGGCGGGAAUGGAGGAGAUGUUGCUGAAGCCUCACAGCAGGAUCCAGGUCAUAGAAGGAGCUAAGCACAACCUCCCUGACAGAGAGGCUCUGAGGGCAGCCAGCAUGAUUCGGGAGCUAGCUGAAGGCCUGACAGCUGACGACCUCCUCCUUGUGCUGAUCUCAGGAGGCGGAUCAGCCCUACUGCCUGCUCCUACUCCUCCGAUCCUCUUGGAGGAGAAAGAGAAGGUCACCAAGCUUCUGGCUUCCAGAGGCGCUACCAUACAGGAGCUCAACACCAUCCGGAAGGCCCUUUCCUUGUUGAAAGGUGGAGGGUUGGCCCGGGCUGCAUAUCCUGCACAGGUGCUAAGCCUCAUCCUCUCUGAUGUCAUUGGCAACCCAGUGGACAUUAUUGCGAGUGGCCCCACUGUCUACAGUUCCCCCAGUGCUCAAGGCUGCCUUCAGAUAAUGACAAAAUACAAUCUGAUGAGCACCUUGCCCAGAUCUGUGAAAACAGUGCUGUCCAGCUCCGUCUCAGAUCCCAGUGGUCCGAAAGACUAUUCCCACGUCUACAAUGUUGUCAUUGGUUCAAACAGUUUAGCUUUAGAGGGGGCCAAACGCCAAGCAGAGGAUUUGGGCUACUGGACCCUGAUUUUGAGUGCAGGGGUGUGUGGGGAGGUCAGCAGAGUAGCCAAACUCUACAGCCAGCUGAUUCAGUUUGUUUGCUUGAGCACAGCUGGACUUGGAGAAGGUCCUCUAAGAGACCAGGUGAGAGGACAUCUUCUAAAGCUGGCAGCAGAGCUAGAGAUCCCAGGUUUGAACCUUGUGGAUUCUUUGAAGGCUUUGCAAGGAUUGGAGUCUGAAAGAUCAAUUUGCCUGCUGGCUGGUGGAGAGACCACUGUCCAGCUUCAAGGAAAUGGGAAGGGUGGGAGGAACCAGGAGUUGGCCUUACAGGUGGCAUUGGAGUUACACCGAGCUAAGGCCACUGGGGCUGGCUACUUCCUUGGGAAAUGUGAAGUCCUGUUCCUCAGUGGUGGGACUGAUGGACAAGAUGGGCCAACAGAGGCAGCUGGUGCCUUCUCUAGCCAGGAGCUGGUGGAUAAGGCUGCUCAGGAAGGUCUUGAUGUGGAGACGUUUCUGAGCAACAAUGACUCCUACACAUUCUUCAGUAAGUUCCAAAAUGGACAUCACCUUUUGCUGACUGGUUUAACAGGCACCAAUGUCAUGGACAUCCAGGCUAUUUUAAUUAGGGCUAGAGACAGAUAAGGAGAGCACCUCUGCAAACUCCUGUUUUUAAUUAGAGGCAUUGGUGAAAAAUGAGGGUACCAAUGUUCUGGAGAAAUCCAGACUGCUUAAAUUAGGGACAGCUGGCGAGGGCACUAAUAUUGUGGCUGUAAAAGCUACAUUAGUAAGGCACAUGGGUGGGUAACCAUGACUAUGUUCAAUCUGUUAAUUAGGAUCAGAGUAAGGUAAGAUAACACCAGCAUUAUGGGCAUUGGGGCUGCAUUAACACCUUCCUGCUGAAGAGCCAGUAACAUACUGCAUUUUGGUUGCAAGUGGGGUUGUUGGACAUCUGACACCCAGCCUGAAGCUCUAGGAUGCCGUUGUGACUCUCAUUACAUACAAAGCUAACAAGGUAUAUUAGACUAGUCCAUAGGGCCCUAAAUCCAGUGCACUGGAAGUUCAGCGGAGAUUAGCACAUGGCGUCAGUUUAACCUUUGGUCUUGGAUACAGGGCGAAAACACCCCCAGCUGUGGCAUUAACACCAUGUUAGGUGAAGAACGGUGUGAACCAUGAUUCAGAUACACUAGUGCAGAAACCAUCUGAACGUGAGACCUUCUCCCCCACUAUGUAACCUUCUCUGCCCUGGUGUGGUGACAUUUCCACCUUGUGGUUGAUAUUUCGUGUGUGUGUGUUACAUGCAUUCAGAGUAUUACCACCAAACCGGUCAGAAAGCAAUACAGCCUCUAGCCUAAGUCAUUGACCUUUUUACUGUAUAAAGUCAGUAGUCGCUGUCGUUCUGAUUAACUCCUCUAACGCCAUAGAACAUCUAAAUUCAACUCUCCUGACCCCUAUUGCUGCACUGAUCAAAGGGCAAAGCAGCUGGGGCUGUUGCUCUGUCAAACAGCAGAUCCCUCCAGCCUUUGGGACAAUGCGGAACACCAGCUACUUCAGCUUUGUCAUAAAUUAAAAUCAGAUUCUGCCUUGCCAUGCUCAGCUCAGUUCCCAACGUGACACCUGAGGCCAGGUUUUCUAAGGGGCACAGCAGUCAACAUCUUCAUCUCUUAUGAAGAUCUGGCCGCUUACUGCGGUGCCUAAAUGGGAGCUGAGCUCACUUGAAAUUCCAGCCCUGAUUUAAAACAUUUGAUUCAAAGGGUUUGCAGAUGGAUGUAGCUGUGCCGUGUGGCUGAUCUAACUUUGCAACAUAAGUAUACCAUCCUAUUAAUGCCAUAAACAGUGAAAGCAUUGCACAGUCAUGCUUAGCAAGAUUCAAAGAGGGACUAGACAUUUAUAAUAACAAGAAUAUCCAAGAAUAGCUAAUGCUAAUAAUAUUUUUGGAGGGCAUAUAAAACUUCAUGCUUUUUGGUUUUAAGUCAAUCCCUAUGCAAUAGAGAUUAGGAUUGGAUCUACAUGUCUACUGAGGGAUUUCUUGCGCCUUCCUCUGAGGCAUCUGGGCACUGGUAACUAUCGGAGACAAGAUCCUGGACUAUAUGGAUCUUGAGUCUGAUUCAGUCUGGCAGAUCUUAUGUUCUGAUGUGUGAUCUUGUGAUUCAGGCAUAGAUUUGGGAACCAGACAAGCUAGAUCCUAUCCCAGCUCUGCUAACACUCCCAUAUAUAACCUUGGGCAAGUCACUAACAUUCUGAGGCUCAAUUUCUUCUAUAACAUGGGGGUGACCAUCUUUACCUACAUCCCAGGGGUUUUGUGAGGCUAAAUUUGCUAGUGGUUGCAAAGUUCUUUGAAACCCACUGCUGGAAGGUGCUAGAGACCUAUGACAUAUGAUAAACUGGAGGUAUGAAUACAAUGUCAGGGUGCAGACUGUGGAGGAAAGUUUGUUCUGGAGUGUGUGUGUUUGAAGGUUUCUCCGUGGAGUGGAGAAUGCCAUUUGAAUUUCCCUGUGUGUGUGGCGCCUACCAUAGUGGGACCCUCAUCUGAUUGGGUCCCUGUGCAUGACUGCAGUGAAAAUAGCAUGAAUAAAUGCAAAGGGAAAAUGAACGUGUUCAAAGAGCUUGUUUAUGGGGUGAGGACAAUUGGUUGGACAGCCAUGUUAGUUACUUAGCACCUAAUCCUGCUCUUUGUUAAACCAGUGUAAAUCUGGAGUCACUCUGGAAUCGUGUUGGGUUAACUACAAUGAGUGCAAAAUUUAGCCCUUAACCAUUUUGUUGCUGGCACUCUACUGCACCUGCUCUGCUGUUCUUGUCCAUUAUCAUUUAAUAGACAGCAGUGGAAGUUAGGCUGUGCCUGGUAGGUCUAACAUCCAGAUGGAGCACACCUACUCUGCUGCAUCUGAAAUGUUCAGCACCGUAGCCAGUGUAUAUGAGUUACGGGCCCCAUUUGGCAGCACAGCAGGUGCUUUCUGCCUGGAGGUACCUGGUACAUUCUGCAGUUGACCAGGUGCCUUCUACCUGAAGGGCCUUGGAAUGCUCAGCAGCCUACGUAUGUUCUACGCGGAUGUAGCUAGUACAUUUAGCAGCAUAACAGAUGUAUUAUAGAGGAGAUCUCUGAAACGUAUGGCAUCACGCGAGUGGUCAAAGGCACAGAAAAAUGUUUGAGGAUUUGUGCAAAAUAAAAAGCGGGGAGGCAAACCUCAGAGCAGGAAGGAAAAACAGUCUAGGCCGGAUCCUCAUCUGGUGUAGAUUGACACUGCUCCUCUGACAUCAAUGGAAUGAUUCUCAUUUACACCAGCUGAGAAUCUAACCCCGUAUUCCCGCCCUUGCACUCAGAGCCCUGGAAAAGAUGCCUUUUUUAACUGCCAAGCAUUGCUUGAGCCCUUGCAGAUGCUGAUCUGAGAUCAUUCGCAGUCGAGUUCUGAAAACUUUGGCUGGCAUUCACUCCUCAAGGGAACUCCCUGAGCUGCUGUUAACACACCAUACCACUCACAUCAGCCCUGCUUUUUUAAACAGGAGCGUUUCACUAAUGAUUAAAAUGAGCUCAUCUUGUGGAGGGGGAAGGCUGAUAAAAGGUCUGAUGAAAGCAUGCAGCUGUUUGAAGUACAUUUCACAUCUUCAUUCACUUGGCUUCCUUUCCCUUACACGUUGUUCAACUCAUCCCUUCUGUUUUAAUGAGGAAAAAGCAGGACGGGGGGCAUUGGUCAAGGACGGUGAGGUUAUAUUAGCAUUUUUACUCUUCAAGCUGUGUAGUCUAAGCUUCAUCUCUGAGCUAACCACAGUGAGUGGCUUGCACGUCUUCACCAUGCUGCCCUGUAAUGCAUACACCUGGGUUCCAAACCUGGCUGCGAUAGAACUGGAAAGAGAUGUGAUUUCUUCCUCCUAACUGUGUUUAGCAUAGAACUGCAGCUAUCUGUGUUAUAACUCAGAUUAUAAAAGCUAGGAGCAGAAGAUGGAAAAAUCUCCCUCUGGCUCUAAAGGCAUUCACCAGCAGCAGAAGACUCCAGCGGUAGCUUGCUCUCCAGGCCAGAUCCUGCUCUUACUCACAUCAACAUGAAUGUGGAGUCAUUGGGCUAGAUUCUCAUCUUCAUUAAGUCUGGGGCCACACCCACCUUAAGGCCAGAACAGUGUAAAGGGGUCUUAGUGGAUAUGAUAAUCUGGCUUGCUCUAUUUAAUUCAGUGGAGCUACUCUGCAUUUACACAAGUGUGACUAAGAGCAGAAUCUCUUUCUAACUGCAACUUGUGUAGCUAUCGGGCCAUCCCUGCAGUCCUGGGAGAUAAAUAUUCCCUGUGCUGAAAAGCAGCAUGGGAAAGGAGACUCAGGCUCCUGAGUUCUAAUCCUGGCUCUACCAGUAACAAGAUCAGAGGUAAGUUAUUUAACCUCUUGCUGCCUCAGCUUCUGAUUUGUAACAGGGGAAUAGUACUGACCUACCUCACAGGUUUGUUUCUGAAGAUUGAUUAGUUAAUGUUUUCAUCAUGCCUUGAGCCACAAAGUGGGAUGUAACUGCUAAGUACUGUUAUUACCUUCACCAAGUUCAAGAGAGGUUGGAGGUAUCUCAGAGGUGUGAUGGAUUGACCUUCAGAGCCUUGAAGGCAUCAUUGCUGUCUUGGCAGUAUAAUGAAUUUGUCUCCAUGAACUCUGAGGGGAGGGUUUUUUAUAGCUGGGUUUUGCCUACGUAAUCCUGGAGUGAUAUUAGAGCUACUUCAAUCUAGUCAGACAACUGCAAAGGCUGGAAUCUGUGUUUAUAAUCAUUUAUGAUGAUUUUAUUAUUAUAGUAACACCCAGGUUUCGAUGAUCUCCCCCCCCACACACACACACAUAAAAAGACAUGGUCCCUGCCCCAAGGAACUUACAGUGUAAGACAAGUGACAGAGAAUGGGGGAGAAAUUUACAAUAAAAUAUAUCUGUAUCUAUCGAUAUACACAUACACACACAUUAUUAUAUAUACAUUCUAUGCACAGAAAAGGUAACGGAUACUAGCCAUCUGCAAUAGAUCGAACUGCCCCUCACCCUGGGAUCUGGAAGAAGUGGGUCUUGAGGGGAGAGAUGCAGGUGGAGGCAUGAGGCUAGUGCCUUUAUGGAACUCCAGGGAAACGUGUAUACAGCAUAUGUAUGCAGAGCAGGCUCUAUGCAGCCAGGAACACUCCUAACCAUAAAGAAAGUCCAGAAGUGCAAGUGAGAAGGGAAACAAAGCAGGGGUAGGAAUAGGUACAACUGCUGGGAAGAUUUCAGUGGCUGUACAGUCCCCUCCUGCCUGUAAGGAGGCCAAGGGGGAGAGGAUUGGCAGACACAGCAGCUGGCCACAUGCUUUCUGAGGGCCCAGCUCACUUCUGUAAAUGGAACACUUGUGGCCAAACAGUGAUAAUGUUCGGGAUAAGUAACCACAUUAUUAACAGGGGAAGCUUUUGGCAGUAAAUUAAAAAUCUUGGCUCCUGGCCUUGGCAUUGCUCAUGCCUCUUAGGAGACAUUAAUAUCCCAGCUCCCCAGCGUUCCCAUUCUCACUUCAUUAAGGAGCCGAUAAUGAUACAUGUUGAUGGGUUUUAUUCUGCGUGGAAGCUGAUUAAUGGCUAAUAUUUCACAAGGUGUUAAUGGGGUCCUUCCUUUAUGAAGUGAGCAAAAGGGGUCCGCCUUUAAUCUCUUCCACAAGCUGUGUAAUUUUACCCAUUUUCACUACUGUGACAGAUUUUACACAGACCUUUAAAGAGCCACGGAAGCCUUUUGAGAAACUUUGGAAAACAGUGUUUAGAGGUAAUCCUGCACAGGCAUCAUAGUCUGGAUCUCUUUCCCUUUGUUCUGGAGCCCUAGAAACAUUUGAUUAGCUGGAACUCUGUUUUUUAAAGCCCUGUCUACAAUGCAGGUACAACUGUCUUUAUGUAACAAG
Messenger RNA from Malaclemys terrapin pileata, 6983 nucleotides. RefSeq names its product glycerate kinase (gene GLYCTK). Bases 157 to 1761 code for a protein of 534 amino acids. NCBI's taxonomy places the organism in Eukaryota, Metazoa, Chordata, Testudines, Emydidae. Gene Ontology annotation, molecular function: glycerate kinase activity. Gene Ontology annotation, biological process: protein phosphorylation. The transcript is spliced from 5 exons. The record is from RefSeq and is a predicted model, not a curated record. Gene Ontology annotation, cellular component: cytoplasm.